ACAUUCAACUCACCACACCUAUCGUGUUAUCAUCGUUUACAGAUGGCGACCUCCGUCUGGUGGCAGGGGGCGACUCCGCCCAAGGCCAAGUCGAGAUCAACUACCAGGGAGUUUGGGGCACCGUGUGCGACACCGACUGGACCAUCAAGGAUGCCACGGUAGUCUGCAGACAGCUAGGCUUCAAACCAGCUCGGGCCUCCCUCUCCUACUCCUACUUCCUAGACGCGGACUCCAUCAAUCCUAUCUUCUUCGAUAACGUGGAGUGCGAGGGUUCGGAGGCUAAGCUGGAGGAUUGCGUUCACUCCUGGAGGGGUGGGGCUUGCCAACACGUCGAGGAUGUUGGGGUUAUCUGUGGAGCUCCUUUUGUGUUCAAGCCAGUCACUACGGAAGACGGUCGAGUCCGCCUUAUUGGUGGCACCUACCCUCAUAAUGGGCGUGUCGAAAUCAAAUACCAGGGGGAGUGGGGAACCGUGUGCGACCAAGGAUGGAACAUGGAGGGGGCAAACGUGGUGUGCCGUCAGCUGGGCUACCUCUCAGCGGAUAGCGCCCUCCCGAGGGCGUUCUUCGGUGAAGGGUCAGGGGUCAUUCAUUUGGACCAGGUUACGUGCGAGGGCAGGGAGUCCGAGUUGGCGUUCUGCAAUCACGCCAGGUGGGGCGAGAAUCAGUGCGAGCAUGGGCAGGACACCAGCGUGGUGUGCACUGCCCCGCUGCCGAAAGGAGUGAUGCCAGAUGGCUCCGUUCGGUUAGUUGGCGGCGAAGCAGCCAAUCUGGCGGGCCGACUACAGGUGGUUUACCAAGGAGUUUGGGGCACAGUCUGCAGAGACAACUGGCUCGACAUCAACAGCGAUGUAGCCUGCAAACAGCUUGGCUACAGGUCCGCCCACCCAGCCAGACCCGCCUACGAUGAUCCCGAUCAUGGCUCCUCUUCACCCAUCAUGCUUAGUGAGGUCAGCUGCUCUGGGGACGAGGAGCGUUUGGUAGACUGCUCCCACGGCGGUUGGGCCGUGAGUAACUGCACUCACGACGGGGAUGUUGGGAUAACUUGCAUGGAUACCAGACCUACAACCCCGGGCCCAGAAACUACAAGUAGGCCUGUCGACGUCAUUACUACAGUCAAACCCGCUAUCGCAAGUCCUACUUUUGGCAAAUCAACCGUGAAUGCCCCAUCUCCCCCACCAACUCCUCAUACAGACGCUCCAGUAUUCACAGCCAAUUCCUGUCCGUCACCAAUAUCUCGUGUGGCUGAACCGCGAAGCAUGGUAACCAUGGUAACAUGGACUGAUCCUACAGCCACUGACAAUGUUGCUCCUACUUUGGAAUGCACACCGGCCUCAGGAACAAACUUCAUGAUUGGUCCGACACCUGUCACAUGUACAGCAACAGAUGCUGUUGGAAAUGAGGCCACACCUGAAUGUACAUUUACUGUGACUGUUACAGUUCCUGCAAAACCCCUUCCUCUGGUCGUGUCUGACAAUUCGACGAAUCAUAUCACCGAGACCACAAUCAAAUUGAGAAUAGCACCAGUGAGUCAAAGAAAUGGGCCUGUCAGUUGCGUGGAGGUGACGGUGAUUCGGCUGACUGACGAGGAGGGAAUUGAAGGAAAGGAUCCAGACGUUUUGUAUCAUCCUGAUCUCCUUCGUAGCUUCGAUAAAGCACAGGAAUCGACAGGUUUACCAUACGUAGCCAUGGUGUUUAAAGCAAAUGACUUGAGCGAAUCUGCCGAGAUUGAAAUCGGGAGCAGUGGGAAGUCUUCAUGUGGUGGCUCCAGACGUAAGAAGAGGCAGAUGCUACCGAGUCAUUCGGGUGAAAACGGCCCUCUCAUUCCCAAGACCAAAUACACAGCGUUCAUACGAGCAUACGUCAUCUUGGACAAUCAAAUGGAGGAUUACAUCACUAGUCCACUGCUUAAGCCUGUGUGGACCGACCCUUCCGGAACGGGAAACACUGCAGUAAUUGCAGUGGUUAGUGUAGUAAGCACAACACUCAUCAUUGCAUUGAUUGCAUGUGGUGUAAGGGUGUGGAUACGGAGGAAGAAACGAAGAAACAAGUACAGCCCACCGAAAAGGACAUCCAUAAAAAUGGAUCGCAUCGACUAUGAUGACGUGAGUCUUCCUGAGGACGGCAUGACAUCCACAGUCUACGAGGACGUUGGCCUGCCAUCGUGGGCCCUGCGAUGGGAGAUUCUCUGGAAGAACCUGGUGGUUGAUGACAAAGUCCUCGGUCAAGGGAACUUUGGUGAAGUGAGAUCAGGAACUGUGAACAUCGGCGGGAGGAUGACCAAAACCGCUAUUAAAAUACUGAAAGGUCACGCCUCGAAAACUGACCGGGAAGAUUUCAUGGAAGAAUUUCGUACAAUGACCAACAUCGGAUAUCAUCCCAAUGUUGUGUCGUUGCUGGGGGCUUGCCAGCAUGAAGAUGUUCUGUACGUGGCCCUAGAGUAUCUCCCAAACGGCGAUCUGCGCAGCUAUCUGCGCACGGCUCGCUCACAAUCGGAGUCAGACGAGGGCGCCCUCUCCUCCGAGAUGCUGAUCAAGUUUGCCCUGGAUGUUGCCAAGGGAAUGAAUCACCUCUCUUUGUCCGGGGUAAUUCAUCGUGAUUUGGCGGCCAGAAACAUCUUGCUCGGUGAGCAAUUGGUCGCCAAAGUCUCAGAUUUUGGGCUUUCGAGAGGAGAGGAUACUUAUGUCCAGACGUCUACGCGCCGUGUGCCUACCCGUUGGUUGGCCAUUGAGUCUUUGCUGGAUCGCACCUACACAACUCAAAGUGACGUGUGGUCCUUUGGCAUUCUCCUUUGGGAAAUCGCUUCAAUUGGAGGCACACCAUACCCAGCCAUUACUACCAGGUCCCUAGUAGGUCGGCUGAUGGAAGGAUACCGCAUGACUAAACCUGCCAACUGCGAUAAGCAAAUCUACUCCUUGAUGCUUCGUUGCUGGGAGGAGGACCCUAGCAACAGACCCUCCUUCAGUGAUCUGAUCCGCAUCCUCAGCAAGAUGGAUGAGAAUAAGAUUGAACAGACGUACAUGGCGAUCGAUCGCGCUCACUAUGAGAACUUCUGCGUGAUCCGCCCGGAGCUUGACGACAACUAGACGGAUGUACGAAGUCCAGGGGCGUAAAUCCCGGGUAUUUUAAGGUAUUUUUCGAACAUCCCAACAACUAAAAUGUAUUAAAUAGUACUGAAAAAUGUAGAAACAAAGUACACAAGCUUUAUAAUGCGCCGUUUUGAUGUAAGCGCGACUAUACACAUUGAUAUGCAUUAUCCUUAAGAGCGCCCCCUAUUGUAAUGUGAUGUCCAGCCCCCCCCCCCCCUCCCCUGCAUUUGAAUUUCCACGGCCGAACAAUUUUAGGAUGUUGGUCAUCCCCCAUCUCCCCCCCCCCCCUCACUUGC
Patiria miniata (bat star) is the source of this 3382-nucleotide messenger RNA. RefSeq lists its product as uncharacterized. The transcript is spliced from 18 exons. Gene Ontology annotation, biological process: multicellular organism development; protein phosphorylation; positive regulation of kinase activity. Gene Ontology annotation, cellular component: signaling receptor complex; membrane. Lineage: Eukaryota; Metazoa; Echinodermata; Asteroidea; Valvatida; Asterinidae. Gene Ontology annotation, molecular function: transmembrane receptor protein tyrosine kinase activity; ATP binding. The coding region runs from base 492 to 3083 and encodes 863 amino acids. The record is from RefSeq and is a predicted model, not a curated record.